UCACCACUGCAGAAAAAGAAACUACAGCCGAGCUGCAGGACACCUGGCUGGGACUGGAUGAACCUUAUGUGGGGAAAGAGGCCACCACAGUCUGCAGGGACAGUAGUGACGUGGAUGCAGAAGGAGGGCAUCCUUGCAAGGAGCUGUGCCUGCCAGUCUUACAAGCUUGUGGCAGCGUUUUCCUGUUAAAUCCUGAUUGACUCAGCCUUAAAGGCUCAGUCCAGGCAAAUAUGUGAUACAGAAGGACACCUUGGGGCAGCUCAGGAUAGCUGGACUCCCAGACAUCAAAAUGACUGAACGCUUCGACUGCCACCAUUGCAAAGAGUCCCUCUUUGGUAAGAAGUACAUUCUGAAGGAGGACAGCCCCUACUGUGUGAAGUGCUAUGAAAACCUUUAUUCCAACACCUGUGAGGAGUGCAAAAAACCUAUUGGAGCUGACUGCAAGGAUCUGUCUUACAAGGACUGUCACUGGCAUGAAACCUGUUUCCACUGCUUCCAGUGCAAGAAUUCAUUGGUGGACAAACCUUUUGCUGCAAAAGAGGAACAUCUACUUUGUACUGAUUGCUACUCCAAUGAAUACUCUUCCAAAUGUAAUGAGUGCAAGAAGACUAUUAUGCCAGGUACUCGGAAGAUGGAAUACAAGGGCAACAGCUGGCACGAGACCUGCUUUAUCUGCUACCACUGCCAACAGCCUAUUGGGACAAAGAGUUUCAUCCCCAAAGACAAUCAAAACUUUUGUGUUCCCUGCUAUGAAAAGCAGUUUGCCAUGCAGUGCGUCCAGUGUAAGAAGGCUAUCACCACAGGAGGCGUCACUUACCGGGAGCAGCCAUGGCACAAGGAGUGUUUCGUUUGUACUGGAUGCAAGAAGCAGUUAUCUGGACAACGUUUUACAUCCAGAGAUGAAUUUGCGUAUUGCCUGAGCUGCUUCUGCAACCUCUAUGCCAAAAAGUGUGCUGGAUGCACAAACCCAAUCAGUGGAGUUGGAGGAACCAAGUACAUCUCCUUUGAAGAACGGCAGUGGCAUAACGAUUGCUUUAACUGUAAGAAGUGCUCACUCUCAUUAGUGGGCCGUGGUUUCCUCACAGAAAGGGAUGACAUUCUUUGCCCUGAGUGCGGGAAGGAUAUUUAAUGAGUGCAGAGAGCAAAGCCUUGCUUGCAAGAUAUAGUCUGAAGUACACAGAUGUUCAGAACUAGCUUUGCCACUCUGUGUUUCACUGUACUAUUAACAUUACUUAACCUGUAUCUUCAGACUCUCCAAAUCUGGAGGGAAAACUUCAAAAUCUCUAGUAGCAGUGCUGGUGUUUAAGACUUCUACAGCUAACCAAAACUAAAGCAAAACCUGAGCUGUGAAACCAUUUGGGUAUUACUGACAUAGCAUACUCUUUUUCUUUGGUUUUCUGUUGUUGUGGGUUUUUUUUCUUUUCCUUCCACUAAAUAUUCCAGUUACAAGCAAGUGAUACAGUUCAAGGAUUACAAUGGCCAACACAUGCUACAUUCACAGAUGGAUAUUUAGGGUGAAAUUCUCAGCCCACUCAAAUAAAUGGCAACACCAUCCAGUUACAGCAAGGCUGUGGGCUCACCUCAGUGUUUCUUGAGCUAUGUGAAUAGUGUGUGCUGUCAAGUGUUUAGGAAGAGUGCAGGUGUAGAGGGUGUUUCGAUGUACAGUUGAAGUGGGACUGCUUCAUAACAGGUACAUAUUUUAUUGCAUGACUAGCUGAUUGUGUGGAGUACAAGUUCUGAUUGACAGUGUCAGUAUUACAGUUAGUCAACAUUACACUGCACAUUGCAUUUUUCAAAAUAAAAUGAUUGAAAACAAAA
Pogoniulus pusillus (Red-fronted tinkerbird) is the source of this 1818-nucleotide messenger RNA. It is a transcript of the gene FHL2, whose product is annotated as four and a half LIM domains 2. NCBI's taxonomy places the organism in Eukaryota, Metazoa, Chordata, Aves, Piciformes, Lybiidae. The record is from RefSeq and is a predicted model, not a curated record. Gene Ontology annotation, biological process: negative regulation of transcription by RNA polymerase II; negative regulation of calcineurin-NFAT signaling cascade. Gene Ontology annotation, cellular component: nucleus; Z disc. Bases 290 to 1129 code for a protein of 279 amino acids. The transcript has 6 exons. Gene Ontology annotation, molecular function: transcription coregulator activity; transcription factor binding.